UGUGCUAGUGUGGCUAAUAGUGGCCACACCAUAUGGCAUGUUACGACUAAAUUAAAUAUAGGUAACUAUCUGCAGUAAUUAUAGUCAUUAAUACAAUUUCUAGAAAAUCAGGGGCAUCGAUUACGCGAAUUACGAGAGAAGGGCGGUCCUCCUAAGAUUUUAGGCUGCCAAAGAAAAGCAAACCAAAAAUAAAUAAAAAAGAAGAUACAUUGACUGUUUUGACCUAUGUGUGAUACGUAAAAAAAUACAUGAAUUUUAAACGGAAAAUAACAAGUACCGACGAUUAAUAAAAUGUGGACACCAAAUAUUUGGAUUCUGAUUUUGAUUACGGCGAAUAAAAGUAUGUUCAUUGUUCAGACUAUGCUGAACUGUUACCAUAUAAAUGAGAAAAAUAGCGCCCUCUUGACAAUGAUCAUAUCCUUAAAAGUUAUCGAUUUUUUUAUUUUCAAUAAAAAGACGUCAAGAUUAUUUACCUUUUUUCUAAUACUAAAAAAAACGAAGUGUAGUGUAGUGAAAAAUAUACUUCUUCUAUUGAAAAUUACUUACGGAAGGAAUCAUACAAAUCCAUAACAAAUCCAAUAAGCUUGGCUGAAAGGUUUGGAUCCAGGGGGCCUACCGCGAAAAUGGAAGUUCAUCAAUUGCGGGCAUUUUUCUCUGUCACACUAAUUAGGUCUUAGUGAGAGUAAAAGAAAAAGAUCCCCGCAAUUGGCGAAUUUCGUGCAUUUUUCUCUGCCACUAUAAUUAGUAAUUACGUCUUAGUAAGAGUAAAAGAGAAAGUCCCCGCUAUUUGCGAUUUUCGGCUUUCGCGGUAGGCCCCCAGGGCUAUAACUGCGAAAAUCGAAGUUCGUCAAUUGCGGGCAUUUUUCUCUGUCACUCUAAUUACGUCUUAGUCAGAGUAAAAGAGAAAGCUUCCCGUAAUUUACGAAUUUUGGUUUUCGCGGUAAGCCCCCAGAUCUAAAAGAAAAGUCAGUUGUCAAUUGUCAUAUCAAAGUUAAUGAGUUGUUAUUUUUGUUAUUGUUAUACAAGUUCUCCGAGCCGAGCUUGCGAGUGCUAGUAAGGUGAUGUUUGUUCUUCGUAGUGUAAUCAUUUAUUUAUUUACCAUUCGUAGUUCAUAUUGCCUUACCUUUAUAUUUCUAAAUAAAUAGGUACCUACGACAAUAACAAGAAAUAAUCAUGAACUGCUUAGAGAAUGUGACUAUGCCGAAUUUCGUAUGGUUCGAAGGGGGAGAAAGGCGCAAUAUUUUUGCGUCCAUGGCUGCAGGUUUUCUGUUCUUUACAGGAUGGUGGUUUAUAAUUGACUCAGCAUCAAAGUACCCUAAUGAACUACCAAGUGCAGCUUAUGCCUGUGGAGUGAUGGCUACCAUAUCCCUGAUUAUGGUCAACUCUGUUUCAAAUGCACAGGUGCGAGGAGAGACAUACACGGGGGGCUGUAUGGGGCCUCGUGGCGCGAAGCUCUGGCUCUUCAUUGGCUUCGUCGUGGGUUUUGCGUCACUCAUUGCUGCUAGCUUGACACUGCUUGCCAAAUAUGUAAAAACUGGUAAAUUGAGUUCAGAUGUGACCAAACACACCUGGGUGGGCGUGAGCCUGCUACUGCAGAACGCGUUCAUCUUCGCCGGCUCACUGGCCUUGAAGUUUGGCCGCGUCGAGGACCUGUGGGGCUAAACCUGUCAAGUAAACUUCUUAUAUCUAAUAAGUUCGUAAAUAAGUAUUGCCUUUAUGAAACGAAUGCCUUAAGUAACGGUCCGUAAAAUGGAAUGAGAUUGAAAUAUAGGGUGACUUUGAUCAUGUUUCUAAGUGAAAAUGAAAGUUCCUUUAUAAUAUAUACUAUGUUGCAGCUAGCAUUUUUCAUUUAUAAUGUCUGCAAGGUGCCUUAAGAGGUGCGUUUAGGCUACAGUAACCGUUUUUAAUUGUGAAAUAAUUAAGUCACCCCAUUUGAUGGCACAAGUAAUGUUCAGCUUCAAAUUGCUAUUGAGUAAGAAUAAAGGCACACACAUAUACAAGUUAAACCUUUAUUAUAAGAAAUACAUUCAAGUUUAUUUGGCUCGGUCUGACAGGUUGUACAAUACGCAACUAUUUCUAACUUCUAUCUUAACCGAAAGUGGUUACAAUUAUAUUCUGCAAUCGAAUGAUCAUUGAAUUCGUUGAAAUUACCUAUGUCUAAAUACCUAUGUGUGAUAAUUGUGUUUAAAUGUCAAAUGAAUUUUGUCACCAAUGGAUGUUGAAAAAUGUUUCUCGUCGAACCAAACUUAGGUGAGUACAACAUACUUUGAUAAUGGCUACAUUUGUACUUAUUUCAUUUAAACAUAUCUCAGUAGCUUUUGUAACUAGUUAAUUAUUUAAUAUUAUAUUAUGUACCUAGGCAUAGGCAUGGACUAAUCAUAAUUAAAUAUGACGUAGUAGGUAUGGUAGAUUUAGUUAUAUGUAAGAUACUUAUAUCUUUUGUCAACAUUACGUGAAACUAAUAAAAAUACCUCAUUUUCUAUGUUUAUAGAAUUAUUAUGCCACCUAUAGUGCUCACUUGAGAUCUUAUUUGUAAGUUAGUCUUAAGAUUUUAAUAUCAAUUUACUCAGAUUGUACAUCAACGUCAAAUAUACAAUUGUACUUCCUUGAUCGUACAGACUUGAACUUGCCGCCUAAUAUAAGCGGACUAGUAUAUACCUAUUUAUAAAUUAAUUUGUGUAACGAAUUUACUAACCACAUUAUACAAGGAACGAGUUCACACUAGAGAUACAAAACGUUAUGUGGAUAUGGAGACAGACUUUCAGCCCAUACUGCCGUUAAAUUAAGACUGAUGUUUGAAUAUUUUAUGUUAAAUAUACUUAGAUAAUUACAUAUAUAACUCAUUUGCGGGUGAAUAUAUUUUAAUAUUUUAUUAAUAAAAAUAUUUUAGUAAGUAUAA
Molecule: messenger RNA, 2899 nt
Organism: Cydia pomonella (codling moth)
Lineage: Eukaryota; Metazoa; Arthropoda; Insecta; Lepidoptera; Tortricidae
Product: transmembrane protein 50A-like
Exons: 4
Coding region: 1174-1662 (162 amino acids)
Biological process (GO): late endosome to vacuole transport via multivesicular body sorting pathway; protein targeting to vacuole
Source: RefSeq, a predicted model, not a curated record